AUGAGCUCCUAUCAUCCGGAUUUUGGCCGGAUUGAGACCAAGCUUCAAGAAGACCGUUACCAAGAACCGGUCACCCGAAUCAAAAUUGUUUCGAAAAAUUGUCUGACGCCAGACGUGCCACCCACCGUGAUCUCCCAUUUCUAUCUUUCCCUGCUCAGUCCCUCAUCUCCGAUGUAUGACCAACGCGUACAGUUGGACCUGCAAAAAUACAGGCAAGACGGGGUGCUUGUCUCGUACAUUGCUUGUCAAGGGCGCGAUGGAACGCCCUCAGGGAUGGCUUUGUUUCCCCGAGCGUCAGUGCCCAUGUGCGGUGAAGAUGUGACUCUCGGUGACAUCCUGCGUUCACUGGCUGCCGCAGGGCUUGAUACUGGCGAGCUCAACGCGAACGGGGCUGGUUGUCGGCGCUGGAUAUACCAAUGUUUACACCACUUGGCCGAGAAGGGAAUCAUCGAGUCCAGUUGGCGACAGGUAGCAGACCAGUACGUUGCUGAUGUUCGGGAGAAUCCCUUGUCCAACGUAGUCGACGAGGAUGUCGAUUAA
Desarmillaria tabescens is the source of this 540-nucleotide messenger RNA. RefSeq lists its product as uncharacterized. NCBI's taxonomy places the organism in Eukaryota, Fungi, Basidiomycota, Agaricomycetes, Agaricales, Physalacriaceae. The record is from RefSeq and is a predicted model, not a curated record. The transcript is spliced from 3 exons. The coding region runs from base 1 to 540 and encodes 179 amino acids.